Molecule: messenger RNA, 1518 nt
Organism: Ceratotherium simum simum (southern white rhinoceros)
Lineage: Eukaryota; Metazoa; Chordata; Mammalia; Perissodactyla; Rhinocerotidae
Source: RefSeq, a predicted model, not a curated record
CUUCUCAUCAGUCGGGAAGCCUGGAUUGUAGGCUGGGGGAAGCCACAGCCUCUCCUACCUGGUACCCACUGCCCCCAGCACCUAGGCACCAGCUCUGGGCCCUGAAGCCCCUUAAAGCCACCAGCAAAGCCCUAGAAGACCAUUUACUGGUACGUGAACAGAGCCAGAUUUCACACUGAGCAGCUGCAGACGAGGAAAUCAGAGACAGCACAACCCAGCCCCAGAUUCCAAGGGGCCUGCUGGGGACUCUCUCCUCCUGCUCGGGCGGGAAGACCCCGAGGCCGCUGUCUCAGGCCAGGUCCUGGCUGCCAUGGGACGCGCAGCAGCCGCCCGCUGGCUGCCCUCCGCACUGCUAGGCAGAUAAGGGCGGGUGCUGCCCCAGGAGCACCUGCCGCCCCCUGCCGGACCCCUCCGUGGCCAGCCCUCCCUGACUUUGGGCCACCUCUGCUGACCCGAGGCCAUGUAGGCCCCACUCGGGCCUCUGUGGAUAGACACACCGCCGGGGACACCGCCUCUGCUCUCUGGGGGACCCAGCAUACCACCAUGCCCCGGGGAUUCGCCUGGCUACGCUAUUUGGGGAUCCUCCUUGGCAUGGCAUUGGGGAAUGAGGGUUUGGAGGUGUGGCCCUUGACCCAGAGCGAGGAGUGCGCCAUCACCGGCUUUCUGCGGGACAAGCUGCAGUACAGGAACCGCCUUCAAUACAUGAAACACUACUUCCCCAUCAACUACAGGGUCAGCGUGCCUUAUGAGGGGGUGCUCAGAAUGGCCAACAUCACCAGGCUGCGGAGGGCCCGGGUGAGCCAGCAGGAGCUGCGGUAUCUGUGGGUCUGGGUAAGUCUCAGUGCUACCGAGUCGCUGCAGGAGGUGCUGCUCGAGGGCCACCCGUCCUGGAAGUACCUGGAGGAGGUACACACCUUGCUGCUGGAUGUCCAGCAGAGCCUCAAGGAUGUGGAGGUCAGCCCCAAGGUGGAAGCGCUGCUGUCACUCCUGAGUGCCCCGGGGCUGAGCCUGAAGCUGGUGCGGCCCAAAGCCCUGCUGGACAACUGCUUCCGGGUCAUGGAGCUGCUCUACUGCCCUUGCUGUAAACAUAGCUCCGUCCUGAACUGGCAGGACUGUGCGGUGCCAAGCCCUCAGCCCCACAGCCAGGAGUCCCCGUCGUCACAGUGUGCGGCUGCCCAGCUGUACCCUCCACCCCAGCAGCCCCCCACCUCCCUGCCCCGCUCCCCGGGACCCAAGGCUGGACCCCCAACUCAGUGACACUGCCGGGGACACGGAGCGAGGCCUCCUGUCCUGCGUGGCCUAUAUGGUGACCUGGGUGGGGAGGCUGGAGGGGCCCCAUGGGAGUUCAGCUGGGCCUGAGACUUUGCUGGGUGGUGGUGGGGAGCCCCCUCCCACCCCCUGCCUUGGAGAGGAAGCCCUGGAAGGAGGUGUUUCCUUUGGGGAGUCUGUGCCUGAGAAGGGCUCAGCUUCCUGCCUUCCGUGCCUCACAUGGUCUCCCCUGGAGUUGCGGGGACCUGG